Penicillium salamii is the source of this 1440-nucleotide messenger RNA. NCBI's taxonomy places the organism in Eukaryota, Fungi, Ascomycota, Eurotiomycetes, Eurotiales, Aspergillaceae. The record is from the annotation of a GenBank genome assembly.
AUGACCGCCCCUACACGGCAAUUUCACAGGCUGUCCAUCGGUCGAAAUAUGUCUGAUCAGACACUGCCUGCCCGCGCGGGGCGGCCGGACCCUCCAGACAGUGAUGACAGCGGUUCGUCAGUGGAAAGUUCCAGUGACGAGGAGGCAAGUGAGGAAGAAGAGGCCGAAUCGAACAGCGCAUCGAUCUUGGCCCCCUCGGGCAUUACAUAUGAUCUGAGCCACCUGGACUCCGAGACUGAGGCCAGAGCUCUCGUGGGGUUAACCGGUAGCUUCGACGUCGUCAACUGUCGACACACGACCGCCGGGUAUGAAUUCCAGCUGCUCGAUCGCCCGCAGGUCCAUAUUGGGUCGGAUUCAUCUACGUGCACUUGCUCCGUCUUUCAAAGCCACCCGGACGGGGCUUGUCAGCACAUCUUUGUGAGUAUACUCUGGCUCGUUGACCAACUCCAUGGCUGUUUUGUUCGAGAGCCUCCAUCUAUGGAGGUGGCACUAGCUCCAGAUGGACGCCCAGAUCUCCAGCCCCGGCUGGAGAGUCUCUUGGAGGGCAACUUGGAGGCUGUUGCAGCCCGCCUCAGGUGGCAAUGCCUACGGGAUGAAGGUGACGGUACAGGUAGCGGUAUGACGCGAACUCAGAAGGUCAAGGACAUCUUCUCUGCAUUUAGCGAGACUCUUCCUGAGGAGUUCCGACCAGACUUGAACGAGACGACCGAGCAUGCACGGACCGCAGAGCAAUGUGUUGUUCAGGGAGACUUCGAGGCCACAAUCUAUCGUUUGGCGGUGCAUGACGACGGCGUUUUCAACAGCCUGUGUAAGGUCAUGCCACCCGGCGCCUGUGCAGCCAUCUACUUCGACAAAGUCCAAGGCCAGUCCCGCCGACUGUUGAACGACUUCGAUCGAUACUGCUCAGCCGAGCCGCACACAGAUCCUGCAAGCCAGGGCGGGGCGGUAGACGUCAACGAGGUGGUGGAACAACUGCAGCUUGCUGUGUCACGAAUUGCGGCCAACAUCGCAGCUCGGAGUCCACACGGGUGUGAGGGCGCCGGCGAGGCUCUGGUGUCUCUACUCGAGUCGGUUGUGGCCCGCAACAACGAUCCCCUUGAGCACAAUCGUUUCCGCGACUCAUUUCACGGCGAAGAUGAAGACCAGCGCAAUCUUUACCAUUUGCUUAUAGGUUCGAUCGAGACCGAAUCUGAAACAGACGCGCGGCACUUUGUGCUUCACGCGCUAAAUACGCUGCCGCCGCUGGACCUCUACCAAUUCGAGAACCGGCUGCAAGACAUCCUUCGCAAGCUCGAAGUCAAUCGUGCUCCAAAGCAAUAUCUUCUCAAUCUUGGCUCUCUACUGCAAACUGCGAGGUCCGGUGCCGCGAUGGCAUCGGGGCAGAAACGGCCAGCAGCUGGCAAUGGGAACUCGGGAGGUUACUCGAAACGCACCCGCUGA